UCACUUUCUGUUGUCUCCAUAUAUGCAAGCACCAACUAUAUAUAACCCCAUAAUCUCAAACCCUUAUUCACAGGCAAACUCUCAUCAAUUUAAAGCUUAGAGUUCUAGUUUCAAUUCUGAUACCUAGAAGGUAUAUAUUCUAGAUCAUAAAAAUGGUUGCUCACCCUCCUCAAUUUGUUUCUUCACUUUCUUGUGAACUAAGAAUCAUAAGAGCCAAAAACAUUGAGCUCAAUAAGUCCAUCAGUAAUGGUGGACUCUUUGUUAGAUACUAUCUCUAUGUAGGCAACAACAAGAGAAUUCAACUGAACACUCAAGAGAUCUCACCAAGCUCUGGUCAUCUCAUUUGGAAUGAGUCCUUCUCAUUGGAGUGUUUAGGAAGCGAAGAAUCCAUUUCCAACUUGAAGCAACAGACUGUAGUUUUUGAGCUGAGAUGGAGAAGAACAACCCCUUCAUUUCUUGGGAAAAAAUGCAAGUCACAACUAAUGGGAAGGGGUGAAAUUCCAUGGGAAAAAGUCCUUGAAUCGCCAAAAAUGGAAGUAGAAAACUGGGUUGUGAUGGCUUCAAAGCAAAGUGAUAAUAAUACUAGGGUUUGUAAUGAAGAUGUUAAGCCUCCAUCUCUCCAAGUAGCCAUGAAAGUUGAAGUUCCAAAGCUGGUGGAGAUGAAGAGAAACGAGAAGUUGAAGAAGAGGGAUGAUCAUCGUGAAGAGUGUGGAUGUGGAGAUGCUGGGGCAUUUCAUUGUGUAGAUUAUGAAUUAUAUGCCCUGAUGGGAGCUCUGGAAGUACUAUAAUUGAUUAGCUUAAUUAGCUAAUUAAGCACUAAAUUAGAUUAUGGU
Mangifera indica (mango) is the source of this 833-nucleotide messenger RNA. RefSeq lists its product as uncharacterized. NCBI's taxonomy places the organism in Eukaryota, Viridiplantae, Streptophyta, Magnoliopsida, Sapindales, Anacardiaceae. Bases 153 to 788 code for a protein of 211 amino acids. The transcript has a single exon. The record is from RefSeq and is a predicted model, not a curated record.